AUGCUAACCGACUUGACGCUGGUUUAUGUGAUUUUGGAGCAAUGGCAAUCGCUGGUUACGGACAAACGCGGCAAGGUAGUCUACUUUUUCACGGAUAUUCCGUGCAACGACCCAGAGUACACCUUUAUGAGUAAACUACUGGAAGAUGCCUCAAAAAAGGACAUCUUCCCGUGGUGGAUGAUCGCCGUGGUGGUCGUCGUUUUCAUGACGGCAUCGAUUGUGAUCGGGAUUUGUAUGCGGAAAUUUUGUCCUCGGAUGUGUUGCUGCAUCAACACCCACCUGGAAGAAUUGGACAAGCUCGAGGCCGCCGCGCCAAACUACUACUCCAGCUCGCCAAGUGCCAAGAAUUUGGAGCCAAUAAACCCUCCCCCAGACCACUGGGAAAUCGGACCAUAUUCCCUUGAAAUCAGCGCUGAUCGCUUGGGCUCCGGUGCGUAUGCGGUGGUGUAUCGCGGAAUUCUGAGGGGCAUACCCCCAAUUCUAAAGGUUGCCCCGAGUAUACAGUUAUCCAUCUCAUUAAACGCCAACGAAAACGUGGUUGCUGUGAAAAUGGCACAUGCCCAUGCGUCGAAUACCGAUUUAGCCGAAUUCCAGCAGGAGAUUGCCUUCAUGAAAUCCCUUGGCUAUCACCCGCAUUUGGCAUCACUUCUCGGCUGCCAGACAGAUCCACUGCAACCAUGUAUCGUAACGGAAAUCUGCGAGCGCGGAGAUUUGCUCGGCUUAUUACGAUCAGAGGUUAAAGAAGAAACGGUAUACUUGGCCGCCAAAAACAUCAUUCACCGCGACGUGGCCGCUCGUAACGUGCUGGUCACUGAGAAUAAGGUUGUAAAGCUGUCCGAUUUCGGACUGUGCCGCUUCAACGAUACAUUCCUCUACACGACGAGGGGUGGAAGAUUGCCGAUCAAAUGGAUGGCCUCGGAAUCCCUGGAAUUCGCCCAGUUUUCGACAAAAACUGAUGUCUGGUCCUACGGCGUGCUGCUGUACGAGUUGUACUCGUGGGGA
Messenger RNA from Mesorhabditis spiculigera, 1002 nucleotides. NCBI's taxonomy places the organism in Eukaryota, Metazoa, Nematoda, Chromadorea, Rhabditida, Rhabditidae. The record is from the annotation of a GenBank genome assembly.